Molecule: messenger RNA, 1586 nt
Organism: Osmerus eperlanus (European smelt)
Lineage: Eukaryota; Metazoa; Chordata; Actinopteri; Osmeriformes; Osmeridae
Product: PI-PLC X domain-containing protein 1-like
Exons: 7
Coding region: 380-1381 (333 amino acids)
Biological process (GO): lipid metabolic process
Molecular function (GO): phosphoric diester hydrolase activity
Source: RefSeq, a predicted model, not a curated record
GGAAGUUGCUAAUCGUCAAACUUAACACAAAUAGAGGAACACUAGUGUUCCUCUAUUUGGGGGUAAAAUAAAAAUAAUGUGAUCUAGCAUGUAAACGAAACUGCCAGAUAUGCAAAACUAUAAUGCUGAUUUAGAGAUAUAAGCAACUGUCUUCGUUCACACAAGAAAAGGGAAGGACGUGUAGAUAUUCGCUACAUACUUAAGUGUACGAGAGAUAGGCCUAUUACCACUGAAAAUAUUGUAGGCUACAAGGCUGGAAUUGUGCUUUCAAGGUAUUUAUCGUAACAGACCUUAGGUGGUGACAAGGCCACACAGAUAGACCUAACCUUUCGAGAACGUAUACGGUUGGUUUGCACGUGAAAUAUCGGCACGUUCUUGAAUGGCUUCAGAGCUGGUAGACGGAACAGGAGAGCUGGAGGAGUCCGGGAAUGCUAAUUGGAUGUCUAAACUACCUGAAAAACUACAGGCAACAACGCUGUGGGAGCUGGCUAUACCUGGCAGCCAUGACACAAUGUGCUACGACUUGGACCAAACCUCCCCUGUCAUGGAACCGGACACUCUGGUUAAGCUGGACCAGCUGUUACCCUCCGUGGUGAGGCCAAUCAUCUACAGAUGGGCCACAACCCAGGAAUCUGGAGUCACAGAGCAGCUGAAUCUCGGGGUUCGUUUCUUUGAUCUGAGGAUUGCCCACAAACCUGACGACAGCAGCAACACACUUUACUUUGCACACGGCCUUUUCACCCACAGCACUGUGGAGAGUGUCCUCAGUGAGAUCCACAGCUGGCUGGAGAACCACUCGAAGGAGGUUGUGAUCUUGGCCUUGUCCCACUUCCACAACCUGAGUGUAUCCAACCACGACCACCUUGUGUCAUUCAUCAAGACGCUGUUUGGAUCCAAACUGCUUCCUCGACAGGACCUCCCUACGCUGCAGACCUGCUGGGAGUCUAAGAAGCAGGUCAUCAUCUCCUACGACUUCUUGAGGGCCUCUGACCAGAACCUGGAGCUCUGGCUGUCUGUCCCGUACCACUACGGCGACACUCUGGACCCAGAGAAGGUGAUAGCAGUGCUGGAUCAGAAGCUUCAGGAAGGAAGACCAGCUCGGUUCUUCAUCUCGGGACUAAACCUGACGCUGCCUGAAAGUCCAGAGGAGGUGUUGAAGCACGUGCUGGGCUCCUUGCGUGACACCACGCUGCCGAGUCUGCCUCGCCUGCUGGACUGGGUGAAGAGGCAGACUCCAGGACCAGGAAAGACCUGCAUCAACAUCAUCUGCUCCGACUUCGUGAACCAUAUGAAGUUUGUUCCCCUCAUCAUCAAACUCAACGAUAAACUUCUGUCACAAGAGGAAGACUCCACCACCAGUUCAUCUGAUUCUGAAUACUGAAACUGGAGUCACAGUUUGUGUGUAGAGGUUAUAAGUUGUAAUACUUCAAACCCUGCCUCCUCUCUUUGAGAUAACUGUCUGCUUUAUUUACACAAAUCUGCUAACCGCGUAGAUUCUUUUUCUGUUUAGUUUGAUGAUUGAAUAUAGCCUGUCAAAGUUGUCGCUUCAACAAAUAAACGAUCACUCAAUGGUGUUUCCUCCCACA